GCCUCAGUUUAUUGACGUUGGCCGCCCCAUGCGCAACGUGUUCUUUUCCAUUGUUUUCAUUUCUGGGGGGGCGCUACUUUACCCGAUAUACCUGAGUUUUUGUUUAUUUUCGAUUCCGCGCUCGCAUCGUGUGAAAGUGCAGCUUGGCUUCUAAUAGUUGUAAUUUGCACUAAUUACCGUCGCAAUGAACGAUUUCGGGCAGUUCGCCAAGGCUCAGGGCCCGAAGUUGGUGCCAUUUCUGGUGACCCUCGUCCUGUAUUUCUCUCUUGUCAGAAAGGAUCCCCAAGGAGAACUAUGGACCACAGUGCUCAAGUGUCUGCCAAUUGUGGCUCUGAUGUUCUAUGUGGUGGCCAAGGGAAUUUCGCUCAAAAAAGAGUAUCGUCGCUCACUUUGGAUACUUUUGGGCCUGGUCUUUUCCAGCGGUGGUGAUGCCCUGCUCAAUAUAAAUCUAUUUCCGUUUGGAAUGAUCUCCUUUGGAGUGGCGCAUGUCUUUUAUAUCAGCGCCUUUGGUUGGAAGCCAGUAAAGUGGCUCAUUGGAUCGGCUCUCUAUGUGGCCGUGUCAUUUUUCAUUUACUUUGUGCACCAGAAUCUGGACGAGAUUCUCAUUAUCGGAGUGCCGAUCUACUGUUUCCUGAUCACCACAAUGCUCUGGAGAUCCCUGGCCCGCGCCGUAGACUCCAGGAACUUCCUCACCAUUUUCUGCGCCAUCGGAGCGAUUCUAUUUGUGAUCUCCGACGCCCUAAUCGCGGUUACCAUGUUCGUGGGCGUGCCCCUGCCCUGCGCCCGCCUCCAGAUCAUGAUCACCUAUUAUGCCGCCCAGUUUGCCAUUGCGCUGAGCACCGCCGACGAUGGUCAACGCAGCUUUCGCAAGAAAAUCAAGUGA
Molecule: messenger RNA, 883 nt
Organism: Drosophila takahashii
Lineage: Eukaryota; Metazoa; Arthropoda; Insecta; Diptera; Drosophilidae
Product: lysoplasmalogenase TMEM86A
Cellular component (GO): membrane
Molecular function (GO): hydrolase activity
Source: RefSeq, a predicted model, not a curated record